AUGACAAGAACGUGGCUGGUGUUUUUAGAGAAGAUUUCGAGGCCGAAGAGUAAAAACUCGGGAGUGGACGCAAAAGCUCACCAGGCCAAGUCGGACAUAUUCUAUACUCUGGUGCCGAUCUACCACAUAAGCAAAAUUUGCGGAUUGUUGCCUGUGAAAUUCGCGGUGAACAAGACUGGCAGGUAUAGCGGGCGACUCGAUUACCCGCAAGUGGGCUAUGGAGUGCUGCUCGUGCUGGCGUUAGCAGGGGCGCAGUGCUGGGGCCUGUACCGCGAUCUGCGCAACGGCUGGCAGAACAGCACGAGACUGUCAUCGGAGACGGCGAUCACGGUGACCUGCAGCGAUGUGUUCGCCGUGAUCAGUGUGGCCGUGGUGGCGAUCCUCGGCUCGUCCCGCCGCUGGCGACACUUGCAGCGGGGCCUGGACAAGCUCGUCGACGUGGACGAGAAACUGGGCGUGGUUACGUCGCGGAAGCUGCGCCAGCUGUCGGUCGUCGUCAUAUCCUGCAGCCUGGUCUACCUGGUCGUCAUCUCAACGCUCGACUACGUGUCCUGGAGCGUAUCGUCAGCGACGAAGAACAACCACGUGUACGGCGACAAGGGUCCCGUCAACUACUGCCCGCUGUACUUCAUGUACGUGGUGAUCGUAGCCUUCGAGAUGCAGUACGCGAUCGUGCUGUUCAACGUCGGCGAGCGCUUCCUCAAGCUCAACCAGAGCAUCGAGGAGCUCACCAGGACCAACCUCGUCGUCGACCACUUCCGCAAGGACCUGGCUCUCGCCGUUGCGGAGCCGCGACGCGAGAUCUCCCAGUCGAUCUCGUCAUUCGUCUCGUCGGAGCUGGGCCACCACAACCGGCUGCGCCGUGCGAACAGGCUCAUCUGCUCCGACUUUACCGAAGGUGGUGGUGGCGGCGGCGCGUCGGAGGCGAUCGACCAGCUGACCACGCUGCACGGGACACUCUGCGACAGCGUGGUCCACGUGAACGAGGCCUACGGCGCGGCCAUACUCGCCGGCACGAUCAGCUGUCUGAUCCACCUCAUCAUCACGCCCUACUUCCUCUACAACGAGAUCUACAGCCCCAACAGCAGCAGCUGGUAUGUGCUCAUCCUGCAGGUCUUCUGGAUACUCUUCCACGUCUACCGGCUGCUACUUUUCGUCCAGCCGUGUUACAUGGUCUCCGUCAAGGCAAGGACCACGGGCGCUCUGGUGAGCCGGGCUCUCGCCGCCAACUGCGAUCCCCAGGCGAAGAAGCAACUGGAGAUAUUCUCCGUGCAGCUGCUGCAGAGACCCGUCGAGUUUACCGCGUGCGGACUCUUCUAUCUGGACCGUGGAUUGAUGACAUCGAUUGCCGGAUCGGUCACCACCUAUCUAGUCAUACUCGUACAGUUUCAAAACGCCGACGACACCAAGGGAACCAAGCAUCUGCUGCAAAAUGCUUCCGAGUUGUUGAGGAACGUUUCCAGCAUCAAAAACAUAACCACGGUCAAGUAAAGAGACAUCCACAUCUCGGCUUUCCGGUUAUUUUAUCGUCAUAGCAUAGUGUCGCUUAAUUCGUCUUGAUUUUAUAAGUCGUGUAUUAACUUUUUCCUACAUUAAAUACAUUGAAUCCGAUGGUGUGUAAGGACUUAGGAUAUAGAAGUUUCAAUGGAACUAUAUCGUCAUGCAUGCAAUAUUGCAACUUUCAGUACUUAUUGUGUGUAAGAUAAACGUAAUGCUUUCUAUUGUGACUAGACUUCUUCCAGACUAUUACGUAGAUCAGCGAUUUUCCUGAAAGUCGAUAAUUGUUAUUUAUGCAGUAGUAAUCGAAUCUCCGUUGGAUAGCUUGGAUUUUAUUCUACGAGAAUCAGCAUUAACAUGAGUGGAGCCAGCACCCUAUAAGAAGCAGUAAAAUGGAUGGAUAUAGCGAGCGCCACUACUCUAUAUGUCGCCGUCCUAAGCCGACCGUCGCCGGCUGGCCGAUAUUUAGCAAGCUCACUUGAAGUUGCUCUUAAGAAUUGAGAGAGGAUAAGCUAUAUUUGCUUCAGACAAUAUAUUGCUUUAAUAAAUUAGAUGGCAUCUAGUUAAGUGCACGUUCGACACGACUGCUCCAAAACCGGAGCGCAGAGAGAUCAGACGGUCGGCUGAGGUCGCCGCGAUAUAGGGGAGCGGUCGCUACCAUAUCCCUUACUGCUUUUUCUGUAUUAUCUGCUCUACUUAUUCUAAUGUUGGUUCUUAUAGAAUGAAGUUCAGUUAAGAAGUUUGGCGAAACAAAACUUUACAAAAUGAUAAACACAAUUUUUUUAAUGAAUAUUUUUGAAAAAGUACUCUUGUAUUUUGUACUUUGAUAGUUCGUGCUGUUACAAUUAUUUUAAAACAUUGAUAUUAAUAUUUUUUAAUUGUUUAUAGUUGUAGACCUACUUGUCGUAAUGAUCUAAACAUUUAUAUAAAGGAACUUCGUUACUAUAUAGACAACACUUAUAAUACCAAGUUUGACGAAAAUCAAUCACCAACACUCU
Messenger RNA from Phymastichus coffea, 2495 nucleotides. RefSeq names its product gustatory receptor for sugar taste 43a-like. Gene Ontology annotation, cellular component: membrane; dendrite; neuronal cell body. Gene Ontology annotation, biological process: sensory perception of taste. The record is from RefSeq and is a predicted model, not a curated record. The transcript has 7 exons. NCBI's taxonomy places the organism in Eukaryota, Metazoa, Arthropoda, Insecta, Hymenoptera, Eulophidae. The coding region runs from base 1 to 1491 and encodes 496 amino acids.